Messenger RNA from Diospyros lotus (date-plum), 1879 nucleotides. Its product is annotated as UNC93-like protein 3. The transcript is spliced from 10 exons. Gene Ontology annotation, biological process: potassium ion homeostasis. The record is from RefSeq and is a predicted model, not a curated record. Bases 361 to 1653 code for a protein of 430 amino acids. Lineage: Eukaryota; Viridiplantae; Streptophyta; Magnoliopsida; Ericales; Ebenaceae.
ACUGAAUCCUGAUGAAUUUUCAACCGACGGAAUCCUCCGAAGUUGAGAAUCAAUCGGCCGGGACAAAAGAAAGGGAAAGUCAAAACGCGGACACUUCCUCCGUCGGCCUACUUGGGCAAUCACCAAACUUUCCCUCACUUUCUCAGGAGCCAAACAGGCUUAAAAAAUGCACCUCCCAUUUCUUAUUCUUCGCCGCCUGCGUCGUAUCUUCGGAUUCUUCAAUCCUUCCAACCAAUUUAGCCUCUUUCGUAUGUCUUCUAAUCCGACCCACUCCCGCCGGCGCUCUCGCCAUUUCUAUUAUCAGCAUUUGAGUCGAUCUCGCUAUAGCGAAUCCAAUUAAGUCGAGCUUUUCCAGAAGCCAUGGACGAAGAGACACCGCUCGUUCUCCAAAGUCAAACCAAAGGGAAGAACCAUGGCAGAGACGUGCACAUUCUGAGCUCGGCCUUCCUGUUGAUUUUCUUGGCUUAUGGUGCCGCUCAGAACCUGGAGAGUACCAUCAAUACUGAGGAUGAUCUGGGGACAAUUUCGCUCGGGAUUUUGUAUUCGUCCUUCACCGCUUUCUCCGUGAUCGCCUCAUUGGUGGUUCGGUUUCUAGGCUCGAAAAAUGCUCUUGUUCUUGGGACUACUGGAUAUUGGUUUUUCAUAGCCGCGAAUUUGAAGCCAACAUGGUACACUAUGGUGCCAACUUCCUUGUACCUGGGAUUUGCUGCUUCAAUAAUAUGGGUUGGGCAGGGGACAUAUCUUACUUCCGCUGCGCGUAGUCAUGCACUUGAUUGCAACUCACAUGAAGGAACUGUCAUUGGGAACUUCAACGGAGAAUUUUGGGGAAUGUUUGCUAGUCAUCAGUUCAUUGGGAACCUUAUCACUCUUGCCCUAUUGAGUGAUGGAAAGGGAGGAAGUAUCAGCAGCACAACUUUACUAUUCGUUGUGUUCCUUUGUAGCAUGACCUUAGGUACCGUACUUAUGUGCUUCCUAGAUAAGCGGGGCACAGAUGGAGAGGAGAGUUUACCAGAUUCUUCAGCCACUCUCUACUCUUCCAUGGUUUCCCUAUUGAAGUCUGUCAUCACUCCAUUGCUUGAUGUUCGAAUGCUGUUAAUCAUCCCCCUUAUUGCAUAUUCAGGCUUGCAACAGGCAUUUGUAUGGGCUGAAUUCACCAAGUACAUUGUGAAGCCAGCACUUGGUGAGUCUGGUGUAGGUGGUGCUAUGGCAGUUUAUGGGGCUUGUGAUGCAAUAUGUUCACUGGCUGUUGGUAAAAUUACCUCUGGUCUCAAGUCAAUCACUCCAAUAAUUUUGGCAGGAGCCUUUAUUCAGUCUAUUAUACUGCUCUGGCUUCUGCUGAAAUAUAGUGUGACUAGUGGAGUACUUGGCACAUUAUACCUUCUCCUCAUUGCCGGAGCUUUGGGCAUUGGCAAUGGAGUGUUCAACACGCAGCUUAGUUCUUUGGUUGGGAUGCUCUUUAAGCACAAUAUGGAAGGCGGAUUUGCACAGCUCAAGCUUUGGCAGAGCGCUUCGAUUGCUGUUGUUUUCUUCCUCAGCCCACACAUCACACUGCAGGCGAUGCUAGUCAUCAUGCUUGCUGCAAUCUGCAUCGCAGUUGCCGGCUUCCUGUGGCUCAUUCUUCAGGUAGAGAGAGCAUUCUCCGAUGCCACUUGAUGAUACAUUUACAUUUAGCAAGCAAUGUAAACGAUACACGGCCAUGGCGAUAAUUGCUUGGCAGUAGUAGUGAUCUCGUCGUCUUGGGUUUGAAACACAACUUGUUGGCAACCAGCAGAGGGUUUAAUUCUUUGAAUUUGGUUGCAUAUAUACAUAUACAUGAUAUAUAGAAUGUAUGAACUGAUGACAAUAUUGAAUUGAGUUGUUUGGAGCAGUUUGCUCUUCA